GCUGGCGAGGUAGCGUGGAGUCAGUGGGUUUGCAGAGGGAAGAGAAACGGCGCAGGAACGCGCUCACUGCUAUCUGACUCGCGUCUCCAUCCCCGGGCGCAUCGGCGUCAAACUGCAGCGCACGAUUUCACACGUUUUGACAUUUACGCGUUUUCAUUCAAGUGUAGCAACGAGAACAGACGCGUAAAAAAAUGGUAUAAUUUUUUUUUUUUCCAAUGUAGAGUUUUUUCCCCCCCUUUCACCAGAUGUUGACAGAGAACAGCUUGGUUCAGCGUCGCAAGACGGCAGACAGCCGAGUGGGAGAUGCCCGAAAGCGGUCAGACUGUGGAGCGCGUUGUGCGCGCGGGCACCUGUGAGGCUGAAGCGGCUGUGUGUCCCGGUGUUUUGGCGUUGAUCGGUGUGAUUGGUGUCGGUGCGCGCGUGAGGAGCUCAGCGGCGCCGCUGCAGCAGCGCGGAGCGUGAAGUGCGUUCGCCUUCCGACAGCUCUGGUCACCAUGACGACCUUUAUUAAAGAAAAUGUAGAAGGCCAUACCAGCUGGAGACUUCUGAUUGGCAGAGAGGAGAGAUCCAGCAUGACCUUGGUGGUAACAAACUGGCAGGGUAGCAUUGCCAUGGAAACAUGCGAUUUGUGAGUGAGAAGAGAAUCAGUUGAGAGAAUCUAGAAAAAGGGAUAACACAAAAUAUGACCAUAGCAACGCAAAUGAUAAACAUUGCCAGAUAAUUUUCAAGAUCUUUACUUCUGAAAUCUGAAGACCUUGUUUACUGACAAUCUUGCACUCAGAUUUGCUGAGCAAGGAACUGCAAGUUGAGAGAGAGGGGGACUCGCCUUUGAGUCAGCCACUGCACAUUAACAAAACAAAGGCAGAUAUUUACUGACUAUAUUGUAUAUGUGUACUAGUGCAAUUGGUCUGUUUAAGAGGCAAUGAGUCGACUGUCAGGCCGUCUGCGAUCUGGAAGUGUGCGUUUGGUUUGUGAAGCCCUGGGUGAGGAGGACUGCAGUGAAGCUGAAGGCUCCUGGAUGGGAGAUAUUGGGCCUGGAGUCACGUCAGCAGGAGCAAGUGCUUCUGACCCAGCUGCUUCACUGCACUAUAGAUUGUUUUCACCUCCUUCACUUGCUAAUGGUCUACGUAAUCAUGAUGACCAGUUUCAGCGCAGAGCAAGGAGGCGCAGACAGAUGGACCAUGUGGAGCAAACGCACAUGCAUGAACAAAUUCACAUUCAGUCACACACACACCCACAGAUGCACAUACACCAACAACCACUUUCCCAACAACAGAGCACUCAUGCAGAACACUCCAACACACGUCUGCAAUCUCAAAUGCACAUUCAAAUGGAUACCCAUGUGCACACUGAGAGAGAUGUAAUGAUACACAAACAUACACAUACAGAGAUGGUCAGAUCUUCAACUGUGGAAGAGGAUACCUCUCUUGUCCCAGAGGAUCUGUCUAUAACUCCAAAGACUGAAACAUACACUUCCCUUGUCCAUCCAGCCCAUCCACUGCAUACCAGCCAACUCUCACAAAACUACUCAGCCCUUCAACCCAGCCCUGCUUCAACAAGUAAGGUAGAUAGAGAGAAACCCUCUAAUACCUUAAUAUGUCCUAACCCUGAACUAGGUCAUAGUUCUAGUUCAAGCUUCAAUCCUGUCAACACCCCUAUGGAGGCUGAGAGGAAGUAUACCCUGAGGAGUUCUGGUCGGCCACGUUUCCCCUGCCACCUUCGCAAGUCAUCUCGUUUACGCAGAGCUGCAGAGGAUAAUGUAAUGAAAAGGGAAAUAGAACAAAAAGAGGCAGAGGAGGAUAGGAACAUCUGGAGAGGAGAAGAGAUUAGACCAAGAGAAGAGUGUCCUCUAGAAGUGGCUGUGGCUGCUUCAUCCAUUGAGGUUUCACCAGCUCCAACUAAUUCAAUUCGUAUGGUGCCAAAUCAUAAUGUAGGAAUACCAUUCAGGAAGGCAGCAAGUGAAGGCAGCACUGUGAUUCAGAAUUCACAGAGAGCUAAACAACGAGGCCGGUUUUUAGGUGUGAGAAAGAUAGUGGUAAAAAUUGCAAGAAUCCCUGUGCAUCUUAGUCGACGACAGAAAAGCUAUAAGAUCUCCUCUUUAGAGCCUGUGGCAGUGGGGUCACAUGGGGAAGGGUGUACUGCAGGAGAACCAGCAGAAGGGGGAUCUGGUGUAGAAAUGGGUGCACAUAUUUCAAGGGAACCCACUGCACUUCUCCGGAUGAAAAACAAUGGGAAGAGUGUAAUGGUGAUGUUUCCUCCAGGAGAACUACCAGUCAUCUUGAAACGGCGAAGAGGGCGGCCCCCUAAACAGGCUUUACCAGGACAGCCUGACAUGCGUGAGACUAGAGCUGGGGCUGCAAGUGCUGCAGAGCCCAAGAAACCCAGGAGGCGUCGGCGAGUAAAGUUACCUUCCCCUCUCCCCUCGUAUGUUAAUGACACGAAUGAUGUUAAAGUAGAAUAUGCAGAUGUUCUCUCUAAAAUGGCCUUCUUAAACCGGCAACCUCCCAGUACUGGCCGCUGCUCCCCACCACGCUGUUGGACUCCAACCGAACCUGAGACCUUCCACACAUCUCCAGAAAACCCAAAUCUGUCCACAUUACUGCAUCGCCUCACAGGCUUCCGUAGGCGGGGUGGUCGUGCAGGCUGUAUGGGAGGGAGGGGAGGGGGUAUGACAGGGUGCUCAGAGGCUUUUAAGAGGUCGUUCAGUGAUUUCUUUGAGACAAUUGGCAAAAAGCGCAAAGUUCCUGUGUCUGAACCAGGAACUCCGCGAAAAAGGGGGAAAGGGCUUAGUGGUGGAAUGAAGAGGGCAACAUUGAGCGAGCAAGGUAGCCUGGUGAGUGGGGAAAAGAUUAGAAAGCGGCGUUCACGAAAGAAUGGAAUAUUAAAAGGCGGUCAGGGACUCAUGGAUCAAGACUGGCAAAAUGGAAAUAAUGGGUGGGGAGAGAAGUGUGAUCCAGAUCCAGGUAGUUACCAGGGCUCAUGUUCACCUCGUGCAAGCUUUCCAUCCUCUGAUACUGGCAAAGGGGGAGUGUACCAUAGCCCUGGAAUGAGAGGAGCUGGCAGUGCAGAGGAAUGUCAGGGAAUGUUUGCAGGAUACUUUCGUUCUUUACUUGAUUCAGAUGACUCCUCGGAUUUGUUGGACAUCUCCAUGUCCAGCCCUACAGGACACCAAGAUGCUCGUAAAAUCACUCCAGGAUAUGAGGGCAGCAGUCCGGGUGCAGCCCAUUGUUGGUCUCCUGCUUUCCCUAAAAGAAGCCCCAAAGUAGCCGCAUGUACUGGGGAGGGGGGCUCCCUUUCCUCAGCCCAAUCUCAUAGCAAUUCUGCAACUAGGACCCCAUAUUUAUACAGUGUAUCCCAAACAUCUCCAACCACUUCUUUCCCCAAAUCUCCUGCUCUUUCCCUCUCUCGGUCACCCAGUUCUCCACGUCCUUCUUCUGGCUGUUUUUCCCAAUAUCCCUCCACUUAUAGUGGAAAUGUGCCUCAAGGAGCAGGUGCUUGCCCUGUGACUCAGCAGCAGCACAGAUCAAGUGACUGCAGCUUUGCCUAUGGCACUAAAACCUCCCCUGCCUCUUCAACACAACGCCACAUUAAUUAUUCAAGUUAUCAAGCCUCUGCCAAGCGACAUUAUAGUGCAUAUACUGGGCCUACCCACGUCCCCAUGCAGCAGAAUGAGUCUACUGGUCCAUCAUCCCCAAGUGGAAGUUACAUGUCAAUAUCAAAGACCAGCUCGUUGUCCUCAUCCUCGUCUCCUCCCGAAGGUUCCAGACAAUACCAGUGCUCAGCUCCAUGGGGUUACAGGCAAGGGGGAUCUACCUGGGGUGGUGAUGGAUUUGGUGCUCACCAGUUUCAUGGCUACUCUGAUUAUGGAGUCAGCGGAACAAGUUCUGAGUCCAAAGACAUCCUAGACAUUUCAAAUUACACACCCCAAAAGGCAAAGCAACGUCCCUGCCCUGACACAUUUUCUGAAUCCUCCUCUGAUUCCUCCCACACAGGGUUAGGAAGCAUGGGAGGGAUGUUCUGCCCUAGGGAUGCACCAGUGUCUGAAGGGCAGUCAAGCCUGUCAAGCCUGGAGAAGCUGAUGUUAGAUUGGAAUGAAAAUUCUGCAGGCCCGUCAUAUAACUGGAGUCAGAAUGUCUUGUUUCAAGGCGGGACAAAACCAGGCAGAGGACGAAAGAAACGGUCUGAGGCACAGAGUGAGAAGGAAACAGGCCAUAUGCCCCCUGGAUCACCUGCAAGUCCUCCUGUGCAGGGAGGUGGACCAAAGCGUAGUGCUUCUGCAGGCCGACAGCCUAGGGGGAGUAGGGGCAGGGGAGGCUUUUCUCCUUGCCAAAGAGAGCGAUCUUUACCACCAAAGUCCAAACUUCAAAAGCCUGCAGCCCCCUCAGCAGCAGGGCAGAUGAAUUCAUCAGGGGGACUAUACCAGGAAACGUUAGAUUAUUAUAGUGGCGAUAGCAGUAGCCUUUCACCACUAAGCCAUGCCCCUGAGCUCUGUGAAUACCCCUCUCCCUACUCUGCCCACACCUCUACUCCAUCUUCUGAUGAAAGAUUUGGCCAUAUUUACCCCUCAGAUUCUGCCUCUCUUUCUCCCAGCCUGUCAACUCAGUCCGAUGUCCUAAAGCAACUCUCUAAACCUACACCCCCUCCACAGACAUAUGGACAUUCUACCAGGACAUUCAGCCCUACACUAUCCCCUAGUCCUCGCCUUCCGCCACAGUGUAGCUCAGCCAUGAGUCCACACUGUGUGCCAAAGGACCAAUUUCCACAGUAUGACUCACCCAGUUACAGUAGCUCUCCUUGCUGGUAUGGACAAGGUGGAAGUGUUGCUCAUAGUCCCCAGAGCUAUGAGGAGCUGCGCUCCACUGCCAUCACUAUGCCCUCACACAAACGGGACAUGUCUCUAAUUAGCCCUGGGAUGAGAGCACCAUCCCAUUCUCCUUAUACUACACCUUUACUCAGAGGACAUACUAUGUCCUCUUCUUGUGUGGGUGGUAGUCGAGACUCUUCUCCGCAGCAUGAGGAGCUGGGUUAUCAUGGUAAUAUGGACAGCUAUGCACCCGUAGGGCACCGUUAUGUGUCCCAAAGUUCCCGAGGGGGGGUUCUCUGCCAACUGUUGGAUCAACCCAGUGAUGAAGGCUUCACUGUCACCAGCCUGUAGUUAGCAUUAUUGCACCAUCCCAAUAAAGAUGAUUUGGACUACACCAUUUUCAUAUUUCUAAUAUUUUAUAAGAAUGUGAUGUUACAGAAGAAACUUGUUAGAUAGGAUUAAGGAGAUUUGGAACUGUGGACUAAAAGAUGAUUUCUUCAGCAGUGACAAUCAAGAUACACACACACACACAGACGCACACACAAUACACACGCAUGCACACACACACACACACACACAUGCACACACACACGCACACACACUCACACACACUGAAAAACUGAAACAGCACGUACACAGAUAGAUGCUCCUACAUGCACAAGACCAGUUGUGAAGCUUGGGUGGAGGUUUUUUUCUGGAUGGACGGACAUACUGCUAAUAUCAACUAGAAGAACUCCUCCGCUGAACUGCAAAAAUCCUCAGAAUGCAAAUAUUACUCAUUUAAACAGAAACCCAGCUAUGCCUGCGACGAUUGUUCAAUCUGACAUGAGAGAUCAUACAAAAAGUUUCUGGACUUCACACUGAUCUCUCUGUUUUUUCCUCUGCUCUGAUUCUCUUUAUGUGUCUAUCUGUCUCUUCUAGUCUUAACAUCAUCUCUGGCCAUGUCAAUAGAGAUCAAUUACUUACUCCCCAGAAUCUACCACCUUUGCAGGGUUUAUGAUGGUGACCCUGCUCCCUACACAGACUUUAUCCCCCUUAUCCCACCUUAUGUGCUGUCUGCUCCAAAAUACCAGCAUCUGUACAUAAGUCACACCAACCAACUCAGCACCAGAAAUAACAAUGCAAUGACAUAAAUAACUGAAGUAUAGCAAUUACAGAAGGGGAGAAAGUUUUGCAAAGGCUGUAAAUUUAUUACCAAAUUACAAUGAGAAUGUUACAGAAUUUCUGGUAUGCCAUGUGAGACGUGAUGUCAAUUUAUAAGUGACUUUAAAUUGUUCCACUUGAUCCUGUGCAAAUAGUUACUGCAAUCAUUUUAAGCAAGGGUAUGGUCUGGUCCAAUAGGGUUUGUCAAAUGAAUCAAAUGCCUUCUUUCUCUGUUCUUGAUCACGGCCUGCAGCAUGGUCAUACCCUGCCCAACACCCAGUUCUUGUCUCUGUAUUUUUGUAAUUUUCUGUCAGGAGGACAGACACUCAUGCACUGACCCCAAAGAUGCUGCUCUGGCAAAGGUGCUGAGAGGCCAGUCUUUCUGAGCAUGGAGGUCUGGAACUCAGGGUGUGGACAAUGCCUAUUCUCCUACUCAUACUGCUCCCCCUCCUUUUUUCUCUCUCCACUGUUCUAUUUCUUGUGGUCUGCUGUGUCGUACAGUGAUUUUUUUGUGAUGAAAUACUGUAUCUGUCUGUUCCAUAUACUGUAUCUAAGGUGGGAAUAUUUAAAUACACAUUCUGUUCUUAUCAUUGCGUAACUCAGUCCUGCCUCUGCUCUGUGGAGUGGUGUAGAGUGGUGUGAGAAUGUUGCACAUUCUCACACCAUAUAUAAAGAUAAAAAAAAUUACAAAAAUAUACGAUUACAGUUUCAUCUAUAAAAUUUAAUCACAUCAUUAAGCAAUCUAUUAUUUUUAAGGCAAUGGGAUUGUAAUAGGGCUGUAAUACGGUUGGUAGUAGGGGAGACAAUGGGUAUGGUGUCCCAUAAGUACAAAACACAUUAACAAAACAAAACCAAAACAGCAAAUUAGAAAAUGCAACAGCAAAACCCAAAUCAUAACAGCAAAUUCAGAAACAUCAAAAUGAACAGGUCCUUACUGAACUUGUUGCUGAUUGGACACAGUGUAUGACUAGCUAUCACAAAGAAAAAGAAAUUCACUUUAAUCUUUUGUCUAUCCAUCCAUCCAUUUUCUGUACUGCUUAUCCUUACUGCAUCGUUGGGAACCUGGAACCUAUUCCAGAGGGCAUGGGACACAGGGUGGGAUACACCAUGAAUGGGGUGCCAAUCCAUCACAGAGCACAAUCACACACCCAUUCAUACACUACGAACACUGGACAUGCCAAUCAGACUACCAUGCAUGUCUUUGGACUGGGGGAGGAAACCGGUGUACCUGGAGGAAACCCCCGAGUCACGGGGAGAACAUGCAAACUCCGCACACACAGGGCUGCGGUGGAAAUCUCAACCCUGGAGGUGUGAGGCAAACGUGCUAACCACUAAACCACCGUGCGCCCAUCGUAUAUCUAGUUAGCCUAAAAAAAAAGUGUUAAAUCGUGGAUACUUACUAUUGUAAGGAUUCAUGCUUUCUGAAUAACCCAGAUUAGUUUAGAAAAGUUUUUAGUGUUUAUGGCUUUGCUGUUGUGUUUUGAUUGUGUUUUCUGAUUUACUGUUUUGAUUGUGGUGUUUUUGGCUGGUUAAUGCACUUUGGUGACCAGCACAGCGGUACAGUGGGCAGCAUUGCUGCUUGAUAGUUCCAAGGUCCUUGGUUCGAUCCUGAGCUCAAGUUACUGCCUCUGGAGAGUUUUGCAGGUUCUCCCCGUGUUUGAGUGGGUUUCCCCUGUGUUCACUGGUUUCCUCCCACUGUUCAAAAACAUACAGGUGAGUGGAUUGGCUGGUGUCCCAUCUAAGCUUACCUUACACACAGGAUAGGCUCUGGAUUCACCGCAACCCAGAUCAUGAAUAAAGUGGUUACUGAAGGUGAAUGAAUGAAUCAUUCCAGGCUACCGUACAAAUGUUCUAAAUAGCCAUUUUGAGGUAACAACAUAAACAGUGGAAAGGAAAAUAUGAGAAUUUGCACAGUCUACAUAUUUCAAAGGAAAGUACAAUCAAAACCCAGUCUUUAAACAUAAAUUUUGUCAAUUACCAGCACUAACCUAGAACACCUGAAUAAAUAAUUGCUAUUAUGAACUGCAUCAAAUCUGAAGUUAAUAUAUUCUAUUAUUCAUGUAUGUUUAACCAUCUGCUAUCAGUUUUACUUACAGGUGGAAUGCUUGUGGGUUACUGCCAUUUUCUGUGCUUGACUGAGUUUAACCACCUUAACCAACAUAUUUAAAAGGUAGAGUUGGAUUGACCAGUAAGUGGACCUUGCACAUAAUGAGGAACGAAGUGCCAAAUUUCUUUUAAAGUGGUCAAUUGAGAACAUUUUAGAGGAUGUUUUUUCACACUUGAAAUAGCUUUAUGGCUUGUGGGUAUGUGCUGAUGACUGGUUCUGUGUCAAAGUGAAGGAAAAACUGUUACAGGUUAUAAAAUACACCUUGGCCCUGAUUUUUGCUAUGAGAAAAGUUUUAAAUCUUAUUGUUUCCUAAACUUUGUUUAAGAAAAAUCCCCUACUGUGGUUGCAAUCAAAUUGUUUAGACUGUCAAUAUUUUUGUAUUUCAGCAAUGAGAGCAAACUCUCAUUUCUACCACAUCACUAAAUACAGUUUGUUUGUUUUUUUUAAUGAAAAAAAGUCUA
Molecule: messenger RNA, 8515 nt
Organism: Ictalurus punctatus (channel catfish)
Lineage: Eukaryota; Metazoa; Chordata; Actinopteri; Siluriformes; Ictaluridae
Gene: ahdc1
Product: AT hook, DNA binding motif, containing 1
Exons: 6
Coding region: 923-5155 (1410 amino acids)
Source: RefSeq, a predicted model, not a curated record